UACUGAAACCCACACCGCCAUUCAUUACAGCCACUCACCACUAACUCAACACCAACAACCCGCUGACACUGAACACACAACACAACACACCACCACAGAUAACACACCACCCACAAAACCACCAAAUAAACCAUAAAAUACGGCAAAAUAAACACUUCACAAGACCAAGACCAAGACACCUCCCAGACCCAGACCAAGACCCAGACCGGCCCAAACACACACACCACCACGCCGACCCACCUCUCAUCCCAGCCUUGUGACCUCACCUGACCGCGCGUGACCUCAAUGGCGACCCUGAUCGAGCUUCCAGGUGGGGACAGCGGCGUGGCGAGCAGCGAGGUCACGCCGGAGAGCCAAGAUGAGGCCAGGGUGUCGUCUGCUGACCUCACGCUGCCUCAGAUCCCCUCCGCUGACUCCGCUGACCUGGAUGAAGAUGAGGACCUGGAUGAGAGUCUGCUGGAGAGAGUGUGGGGGCUCACCGAGAUGUUCCCAGACCGCCUGCGAUCCACCUGCUCUUCCACCAUGUCCUCCUCACUCAGCCUCCUUAAAAGCACCUAUGAGCUGAGUCGCCAGGUGGUGUGGGUGGCAGUGAGUUCAUCGGUCAUCUUGUUUGCUCCAAUCAUGUUUGAGAUGGAGAGACUUAACGUGGAGGAGAUGAUGAAGCAAGACAGGAACAGGCUUGUAUUCGGCCCUGGUUCUGCGGUGUCUGGUCCACCCUCCACCCCCGGCCUCAUGCCCCCCCCUCCCCCUGCCCGCUAAAACACCACUGCCACCACCACCACCACUACUAUUAUCUAUUGUACUGAUGGUGUGAUGAAUGAUAAAAUGAUGAUGAUGAUGAUGAUAAUAAUGAUGAUGACAAUGAUAGUGAAUAUUAAUAAGUGUGUAUAUAUAUUAUUUGUUGUGUGUGUGUCUUUGUGUGGCAUUAUUAUUGUUGUUAUUACUAUUAUUAUUAUUAUCAUUGUUAUUAUCUGUCAUUUUGAUCUUAUCUUUCAUUAAAAUGUUUCAUGUAUCUGCCAUAUACUACUACUACUACUACUAUUACAAUUUCCAGUUUGAAUUAAGUAGGGAGGAGAGACAGACAGACAGACGGACAGAUAGUGAAUGUGCUUUGAAAUUCUGUAAGAUGAAUAAAACAUGUACUAGA
Portunus trituberculatus (swimming crab) is the source of this 1147-nucleotide messenger RNA. RefSeq names its product mitochondrial import receptor subunit TOM22 homolog (gene mge). The record is from RefSeq and is a predicted model, not a curated record. The coding region runs from base 286 to 759 and encodes 157 amino acids. Gene Ontology annotation, cellular component: mitochondrial outer membrane. Gene Ontology annotation, biological process: intracellular protein transport. Lineage: Eukaryota; Metazoa; Arthropoda; Malacostraca; Decapoda; Portunidae. The transcript has 4 exons.